AUGGAGUGUGUUAUUGGCAUUAAAAUGAAUGAUUUUGUGCUACUUGCUGCUGAUAUGCGUUGCGCUCACUCAAUCCUCACUUUAAAACACGAUGAGCGCAAAAUGUAUAAGUUCAGCAAUCGUGUGCUCGCUGCUGUAUGUGGUGAGUCUGGAGAUACAUCACAUUUUGCCGAAUAUAUUCAACAAAAUAUGCAGUUGUACGAGAUAAGAAAUGGAUAUGAGCUUACUCCAAGCGCAGCUGCGAACUUCACAAGAAAUAAUAUGGCUGAGUCACUUCGUAGUCGAUCUCCGUACUUUGUAAAUUUGCUGAUUGGCGGUUAUGACGACCAGACUGGACCAGAAUUAUACUUCUUAGACUAUUUGGCUUCCCUGAUAAAGGUCCCCUUCGCUGUUCAUGGAUAUGGUUCGAUGGUUGCUCUGAGUAUCUUGGAUCGAAUGCACCGUCCAGAUAUGACAGUAACUGAGGCUGUAGAGUUGCUGCGUUCGUGUAUUCAGGAAGUACAAAAACGUCUAGUUAUCAACCUUGAUCGUUACAUGGUUCGCAUCGUAACAAAAGAUGGUAUUGAGGAGCUACCAGACCUAACUGAUUUUGCAGUGAAAGCAUGA
Trichobilharzia regenti is the source of this 606-nucleotide messenger RNA. The record is from the annotation of a GenBank genome assembly. NCBI's taxonomy places the organism in Eukaryota, Metazoa, Platyhelminthes, Trematoda, Strigeidida, Schistosomatidae.